Molecule: messenger RNA, 2281 nt
Organism: Eleginops maclovinus (Patagonian blennie)
Lineage: Eukaryota; Metazoa; Chordata; Actinopteri; Perciformes; Eleginopidae
Gene: npdc1a
Product: neural proliferation, differentiation and control, 1a
Exons: 9
Coding region: 195-1190 (331 amino acids)
Cellular component (GO): membrane
Source: RefSeq, a predicted model, not a curated record
CUCCGCUAUCUUUAGCCCCGCCACGGAUUACAGUGCGCAGUGUGUCACAGACUGCGUCCUGGUUACACCUGCUCCGUACAUCGCUGUGUGUCCUUUACGCUUUAAAACAUACACACGUAAAACAGGAGUGAUGGGGGAAUGACAACAAACUGCGUCUCCGUCUCCGGUUCUCCGUCCCCGAGAAGACCCCCAGGAUGCUGCUGCCCUCCAGCCCGAGGAACGGACGCCUGCGCUGGGCCUCGCUGCUGCUGCUCGCCGCGGUGCUUCUCUGUGUAGCCCCCAUCAGUGCUAGCCUGCCAGUUGGCAGUAAAUGCCCUCACCAUUUAGACUGUGCCAAAGAGGGACGCCAUUUCUGCAGACUGGGCUCAUCUCGAUGUGGCCCCUGCCUCUCUCCGUUGGUGGAGAACGACGAGGGAAGUUGUGUGGUGAGGAAGAGGCACCAUAAGCAGGGUAAAGUGGCAUUCUACCCCGACCUGGAUGAAGAGAUCGAUUUCCUCCACUCUGUCAUCGAAAAACAGGAAGUGACAGAGAUAGAGACACAAAGACACCACACUACCAAACAUCCUGCUGCCGUCACCACCCAGAAAGAUGAUAAAGUAACCAAGCCAGGUGGCACCAAACCCAAAGUGAAAAGCCAGAAUGACAACAGUACAGAUCCCCGCCCCACGGUUCCUGCCCUCUCUGAACCACCGACCCACCAGCCUCGGGCCACCCGAGUACAGGAUCGAGCUGGUCCUAUCGCUGUGCCAGCAUCCAGAAAUGACACGCUUAUAGUCAUCAUGACCUUGCUGUUUGUGGUGGUGGGUUCUGUGGCAGUGAUCUUGGCAACCGUCUGUUACGUCAAGUUGCAGAAAGAAUCGCGUCUGGCUCAGAAGGUGGACUACCCAGCUUUCGGAGGAGGAACAAGCUUGCCUGCUCCCCCAGCCAACGGUACCUCGAUGGGAGAUAAGAAUCUGGCUCAAAGUGCACAGAUGUAUCACUACCAACACCAAAAACAGCAGAUGCUCUCAAUGGGAAAUAACAAACCUGAACAGAAAACCGUUGACACAGAGGUCACAUCAGAUGAGGAAGAAGUGGGAGGAGACUUCACAGUAUACGAGUGCCCCGGACUCGCACCGACUGGAGAAAUGGAAGUGAAGAACCCUCUGUUUGAUGACUCCAAUUUACAUUUCCAGGAAAAUCAAAAGUGAAUGCUGAACCCUUUACGAACGCACGCACACACACACACACCGACACCGACACUCACACACACACACACACACACACACACACACACACACACACACACACACACACACACACACACACACACACACACACACACACACACACACACACACACACACACACACAAAUACACACAGGUGAACUGCAUGCAUAGAAAUGAAGGUUUCCUGUCAGAGGAGGUGAUACAAAUGAUUGUUUUCUUGUUGGCCCUUUACGAUAUCAUGUUAUAAUAAUACAAAUAUAUGUUGGGUUCCUUGUUAAUUUAAUUCUCUCACUAAUUUCGAGCUUUCCUGUCUUUUAACAUAUCGUUUUCAGAGUCCUUAUUUAAUGUUGUUGUCUUGUUUGAAUGUUAUUCUCUUAAGUUAAGAUUUUUCCUUCCACUUUGGUUACUUUCCUUCAUUUUUGCAGCUAUUUCCAAAGAAUGUGUUACAACAGCAGACAUGUGUACAGCAGACAGAUACACAUGCAUAAGCUGAGAAACAGGUGCCCUCCCCUUGUUUUGUCAUGCAUAGUUAGUAGCUAAACCACAUUCCCAACGGAUUCAAAGCUUAAAAUCAGAUCUCUGUUAUACCUCCUGUAAAAACUCCCAAACGCAACACCAGGUUGAGAAUUAAAAAUGUUAACGUUGGUGUUGCUCAUUUUAUUCCUUGUUAUAAGCUACGCAUAAAUAUUUUAAGAUUAUAGAAAAACUAUAUAUGAAAAUGAAGUACUUGAUGAUGUCUGUCGCAUGGUUGGACUGUACCGUGUUUGGAUCAUGGCAAAAGUUAUUGGGCCUCCUGUAUGUAUGCAUCCUGUAGCUGGAGGAGGAAUGUACAGUAAAAGUGAUUUAUGAGCACUUGAAGGAAAUGUUGGUGACGGACUAUACUGAUGGAUGUGUAGGUGAUAAAUAUCACAAUCUUAUAUUGUCCCUCUUUCCUCUCUGUCCUCUUGUCCGUCCCAAGUUAACUCUGUGCUGCAAAAUGUACAAAAACGAGUGAAUGUGUUCACUUUUUAUAGAUAUUUGUACAUGCAGACAAAGGAUUGGAAUUAAACGUUUUUACCACACGUGAAAAUA